GGAGGUUGCGCGUCCGUUCUCUUUCUCUCUCUUCUUUGACGAACCCAAGUUAGUGUUGUGUGUGUUUGUGUGUGUUUUUUCUUCGUGUUUGGAAAGGAUAACAAUGAGAAGUUGAGAGAGAAAAGAAGAAAGGAAGAAACGAAGAGAAUAGACACUGAAAACAAAAAAAGAAGAAAAUAUAUAUAAAAAUAUAUAAAAAAAAAAGACAUCGAAAACACGAAAAGACGUAGAAAGCAAAAGAAAAACGAACAAGAACCCCCGAAAAAAGAACGAAGAAAGUGUUUGUAAAAGUAAAAAAAACGUAGAAAACAACAACAACAACAACAACAACAAAAGACCAAUAAACCACCAAUUCGGAACCACAACCACCAGCAACCCCAACCCUCACAUCCACACCCAGAGCUACACACACACACACACACACACACACACACACACACACAGCGUCACCACCUCACAGCCUCACAAUGGACCCUCACAUGACGGCAGAGGACCGGAACAUCAUGGACUUAGGGACUCACCGCCGCCUCAAGCAAGAACUCACGCCGCCCGCCUGCCCGCAGCAUUUCAGGAAGAAGAAACUGGUAAAUUUCAAGGUCUCUCUCAGGCGCCGCUCGGUGAAGGACCAGGCGAGACGCGGCAGCACUGGGAGCAUCACCACGCCACGCUCUGAGGGAAGAAAAAGCUCCGUAACAUUCCUGCAGGACCAAGUGGACGCCUUAGGGGACAUAAAGGACUCCACUGAGGAUGCUAUACCGCUCCAGACGCGUAAUGACUCGAGGACCGCCACGCUGGAGAGACAAGACACCAGAACCACGAAGGAAAGGCGAGAGGCAUUUAGAAGCACCGGGGAGCAGAGAAUGGCCGCCCGCAGGAGUCUGGAUCGCCGGAGUGGUUCAGUGGCCGCCAGCUUCAGUUUAUCGCGUGACCAGGACCACAGAUUCGAGGACCAGGGCAGCAGGGAUAUGGAGAUGACCCGCAGACUGGACCAGGAGUUGUCUAGGGCCACGCAGCGCAACCUCUUCGUAGACAGUGCUAAGAGGAACUCACUGGCAGAACCUGAGCUCUCCCCAAUCAGAACCACGCCCCCGAGAACCAGCCCCACGAGAACCACACCCACCAGAACCAGCCCUAAUAUGUUCAUCCCGCUAAGCCAAACGUUCCCAACAUCUUCGACUGUUCCGACUGCCGAAGACAUCCAGAGGCUUAACAACAUCGCAGCGCAGCGGAAGAGGGAGGACUUUUCGAGGUCUUCCAGCGUGUCUUCAACGGAGAACUGGAACAAGAUCAAGACUGUGGCCACCCCGAGGAGCUCCCGCAUCAACAGCCUGGUGGAGAUGCUCAUCACGCGGAGAAAGGCCUCGCUGGCGCCCUCUAUCUGGACCCCGUCUGUCCCACGCUGCUGUCCAGGACCAAGACCCGCCAAUUUCCAGGAUCAGGAGGAGCAAGGCAAGGGCGUGUAUGUGAUCUCCUUCAUCCUGCACACGGCGCCAGUCAAGCAGAGGCCCCACGUACGUUUCCGCCGCCUGCCGAGCCUGCAGCUGCCGGAGCGAGAGGUGCGGGGCAAGCAGUACCUGGCGUGGCUCGGCAAACUAGUUGAGAACCCGCUCCUUUCCUCCGGCGUGCUUCUCAAGGGCUUGGAGAUUGGUGUGCAGUACCCCGUGAUCCACCUGCGGGACGUGCCAGAGGGAGGCGUGGGUGGCGGAGAGCAGCGGCGCCUCGAAGCAAGCCUGGGGAACGACAGCAGCCUUCUCCAGGGUGAGUACGAGGAGGUGGUGGCGUGGACCCCUGAGCUGCUGGUGACCUGCCCGAGCGACCCUUCCCAGUGGGCGCGGUGCUACAUCGUGCUGGGCUUCAUGACGCUGGACGGGGAGCUUAACGAGAAAAUGGAGAAGGCCUGGAAGGAGUGGACAGGCGCUUUGUUCAUCUACUGCAACAUUGACGACGAUCUGGGCCUGAAGAAGCUGUCAUUCUUCCGCCGCCGCUCGCCACACCAGGCCAAGCUCUUCUCCUACCUGGUCAUUGUUGAAAUAGACACAGUAACCCGUAAAAACUCACUACACCUCCUCGAUUUUGUCUACCGGAUGCGAUUGAGGAGCAUGAGUGGGUAUAUUUCAGUCUACCAAAGCCACAGUCCCGAGGUGGAGGCGGAGAGGAAGAGCGGAAAUGUGUCUUGCAUUUCUAACUCAUCCUCGUCCUCUUCCUUGUCUUCCUCCAUCCAGGCUGAGAGACCUGCUGUCUCCACCACCACCAUCUUGCCAGAGUACCAGCCUGACAUGUGUCCCUCCGCUCGUUACGGGAGAAUGAGUGUCUGAGAGGAAGAUUUUUAUAGUUGGUAAUUGGGUAGUUACGUAUGGGUUUUUAGUGAGAGAGGUUGUUAGAUGGGUAUGUUUGGUGAGAAUGGUGAUUUGUUGGGUAGUUUAGGUAGUUUGGAAAAAUAAAUAAGGGUGUUUAGUGGUUUUAGAAGGUUUGAGAGGUGAUUAAUGGUGAUGGUGUUUUCUUGUUUGUUUGUAUGUUUGUUUUUCUUUCUUGUUUUAGGGAUUCAGUGUUGUUUUAAUGUGCUAGUGUUGAUUUUUGUUUAGUGUGUGUGUGUGUGUGUGUGUGUGUGUGUGUGUGUGUGUGUGUGUGUGUGUGUGUGUGUGUUAUUGCGUUGUUUUGUUGACUUUGUAAUCAUCUAUUUAUCUAAUUAUCUGUUUUUAUAUUUUUUUUUUUUCAUUAUUAUUUUUUAACAAUAUAAUCUGUUCAUCUGUUCAUUUAUCUCAGGGUUUCUUUUCUUUUCUUUAUAUUUAAUCUAAUAUGUCGACAUUUUAACGCGAGUAUAUAUUAAUUUAUUUGUCUACCUAUCUAUUUAUUCAUCCAUUUCUUUCCAUAUCCUUUAACACGUCGGCACUUCUAACCUAUCUAAUUAACUUUCCUACCUGUAAUCUGUUGGUCUUUAAAUCCCUCGUAAUGGCAGGGAUGCAAAUGUAUCUCCUUAUCACUCUUCUCUUUUCCCUCCACGGUGCAGACUUACAAAUUAAACCCAAAACAUAUAUCAA
Molecule: messenger RNA, 3038 nt
Organism: Scylla paramamosain (green mud crab)
Lineage: Eukaryota; Metazoa; Arthropoda; Malacostraca; Decapoda; Portunidae
Exons: 6
Coding region: 468-2315 (615 amino acids)
Source: RefSeq, a predicted model, not a curated record